AUGCAAGCUCAGCUCAAGAAAGCACCGGUAUCAGCUGAUGAGGUACAACAGGUGUUGAAUACCACGGGCCAAGAGGAAUUACUUCAAGUCAUCGUGGCGAAGCUGCAGCAUGGCAGCGACGAUAAAAGGCCAGUGCCAACCACUGACGGUGCAAUGAGAAGCUACCAGGAUGGCUUACCAACUCCAAAGGAGCCAGUUAGCAAUCCACUCGCACUCCUGGCGGACGCAUCUAGCGCAGCACAGCCAUUGACGCCGUCGCUGGAUCUACCAUGUACUACAAGUGGAGGCCCGGUGCUCCUCCAGCACUCAGUCUACGCGUCCCUAGGUCUGCAGCUAAGUCGACACACAUUGGAAGAGGGCCUCAGUGCCAUUUAUGAUACCACACUGCCCAUCCUGUCCCAAUCAAAUUAUUUUCGACCUCCUGAUGCGGAUCCAUCUCGAGAUGUCGGCCCAGAUCUGGAUCCUAUUGAGCUGGGGCUAUUAUCGUUAGAGGAUGCGCAAAAUUUGUUUUCAAUCUAUUUCGUCCGCUUACACCCCAUCAACGGCAUUCUUGACCCAAUUCUUCACACCGUCGACUAUGUGCGCUCUCGCUCCGCUCUCCUCUUCACAUGGAUUCUGGCCAUUACGGCUCAAUUCGAUCACCAGUCUGCAUCGUACGCCAAACGCCUGCGCCUUCACGGCGAGAACCUCUCGCGACAUGUCCACACAUCUGGGUACAAGUCAGUCGAAAUCGUCCAAGGAUACUACAUUUCGCUUCUCUCUGCUACCCCUGCCCCGACAUUGUCUGAGGAACGCUCAUGGCUCUACACCUCCUACGCCGUCGCCGUCGCCACUGAGCUAGGCUUAGACCAGGUUAGUCCUUCGAACACUCUUGCCUCCGACUCGAUCAUGUCCCAGCAACAGGCGCGUAAUCACGAACGCACUUGGCUGCGCAUCCUCCUGUGGGAACGCGCUACCAGCGCCGCUUACGGGCGAGCAACUGCCUUUCCCGAGUCCCCCCUUACCCGGAAUAUUCAGAAAUGGUGGCUGCACCCUCUUGCCGAUUCUACCGACAAGGACACAUGUGCCUUUAUUCUUCUCCGUCGACAUCUAGCAGACCUUCAUCAUAUCCUGCACCAGCAAGCCUCUUUCACCCACGACAACCCCCACUGGGUCCGCGAUCUCGUGGACUCUAUUCUAGACCCGUGGCAAAUUACCUGGCUUCCUGGGUGUACUUCAAAAGCCGUCACCCCCUCUCUCAACAUAUCCACAGCCUUCCUCACGUACGUAUAUCUACAUAACCGUCUCUGGAUGCUCUCUUUCGCCCUGAAUACCUCAACUAUCCACUCCCACGCCCUCCAAGAAGACUGCUUUACAGCCGCGGUUCAAUGUUGUACCCUCGCUGUCCACGAUCUCCAAUCAAUUGGUGAACCUCUGUACUGUCUUCUCUCCCCAUCUUGGGCGAUGAUCGCCUACGCCGCCGCUCUCGCCCUCAGACUCUUCCCCACCUUGUAUGAUACCCAUGCCGACGAUGAGGGCGAGUUGCUAGGGCUGCUAGGGCAGGUAGCCCUGCAGCUAGAGAAGGCUGGAAGCACCCCGUCUCAUAGAAUUGGAAUUGCGUCCGUGCUCGGGAGGCAUUUGCUUAGUGUCUUACGGGCCAAAGUUGGGACGGGGAUUGGGCCUGGCGUUGUUGCGGAUAGCGGGCUGCACUUUUCAUCCGAAUCAGGUCUGGUGGGGAGCAGCUGCGAUCCGGUCUUGGGAUCUGUUGCGAUGCGACUGGAUGAAGGGUUUGCGGAUGUGUUUCGGGAGGUGUUCGGGCCGGGGUGGGGGCUGGGGAUGGAAUGA
Aspergillus costaricaensis CBS 115574 is the source of this 1824-nucleotide messenger RNA. RefSeq names its product fungal specific transcription factor domain-containing protein. Gene Ontology annotation, biological process: regulation of DNA-templated transcription. The record is from RefSeq and is a predicted model, not a curated record. The transcript is spliced from 2 exons. Bases 1 to 1824 code for a protein of 607 amino acids. Gene Ontology annotation, cellular component: nucleus. Gene Ontology annotation, molecular function: transcription cis-regulatory region binding; DNA-binding transcription factor activity, RNA polymerase II-specific. NCBI's taxonomy places the organism in Eukaryota, Fungi, Ascomycota, Eurotiomycetes, Eurotiales, Aspergillaceae.